Molecule: messenger RNA, 1440 nt
Organism: Phytophthora nicotianae INRA-310
Lineage: Eukaryota; Oomycota; Peronosporomycetes; Peronosporales; Peronosporaceae
Exons: 3
Coding region: 1-1440 (479 amino acids)
Source: RefSeq, a predicted model, not a curated record
AUGGCGUCGUCCUCGGCGCCGUACGUGACGUCACCCACUUCCACCGUCCAGCCUUCAGCACCCUCUCACGAUCUACAUGUGUCUCUCUUUCUUGCGUCCAACAGGGAGCACGUCAACCCGCUGCAGCAACGCGCAGCCGCCGCGGCACAGGCACUACUGGCCCCGGGACGCUCCAUCUCACAGCGAGAGAUUCAGGCUAUGCUCGAGAAGAAUGAGGCAGCGCUCAAAGGCUGGAACGCGCUCCACAAGCAGCAGCCUGCUAAGGCGAACCCUGUAGAGCACAAGGAGUGGGUGCGGAGAUGUCUGGUCUUUCGCCAACAGAUUGGGGCCAGGCUCGAGGUGUUGGCCUCGUUGGCGGACAAGCAGAUCGCCCAAGAAGACGAGAAGACUGGAGGACGACGGAUAUCGCCCAAUGCAGCGGCAUCAAGACAAGCUGGAGCAGCACAGAACCCAACGCUGGCAGCUCCUAUCGCUGCCGUCCCACAGAUUCUACAGCAGCCGAAGCCUACUUUGCCACAGCAGGUUUACGCACCCCAGACGAUGUCUAAUAGCAAUCCGGUGGCCAUGGCGACGUCGACUUCAGCGUCCAUGGCGAUGCCAAAUAUGGCAGCACCAACGCCUCCAACGAUGUUCCCGGAGCCUCCGAUGCCCACGGUUGGCUUUGCAACCACAAGCUCGAGUAUGUUUUUCCCAACAGGACAGAUGAACCCGAUGCAGACUUCAACUGGCUUCACUUCAAGCACUUCGAUGGUUGUCUCUGGUGUAUCGACGUCGACUCAAGGAUACGCCAUGAGCUCUGGGGUGCAGACGUUCACGCCCAACGCGUACAUGUCCUCCACGAGUGGACCCCCGAGCUCGUCCGCUUCAUUUAUGAACCAGCAAAACUAUAUGAUGGGCGGCGGCAUGAUGAACCAGCAACAGCAGUUCAUGCCAAUGCCGAUGCCAAUGAACCUGACAUCUUCUGGGAAUAUGUACGACAACACUUACGGCAUGUCCUCGGCAUCAACGUCAACGAACAGCGCCAACGGCAACAAUAGUAGCAGUAACAACUUCUCCGUGGAUCCGUUUAUGACUCCUCUUGGAUUUGGCCCCGAUACAAGCUUCGGAUCAACGGUAUUCCCCAUGACUGGGAUGCCAAACAUGCCUAUGCAGCAACAACAGAUGAUGGGGUCGAUUAACGGAAUCAACUUCGGAGCGCAAGGAGCGUCGAUGAUGCCCAACAAUUUUGGAUAUGGGGGGAUGGCACCAUCAUCAGCACCUAAUAUGAUGCAGCAGGCCAUUCCGACCCAACAGUUCCAGCCCACACCUCAAUCUUUCCAGCAACAAAAUCAGCUUCCAGUGGGGUCCAUGAGCAUGUCACCAGACUCGGCAUUAUAUGGUGACAGCAACGUAAAUAUCUUCGAAGGACUGACAGAUGAUGCCUUCUUUCCAAUGCAAUGA